Caenorhabditis remanei is the source of this 492-nucleotide messenger RNA. RefSeq lists its product as uncharacterized. The coding region runs from base 1 to 492 and encodes 163 amino acids. The transcript is spliced from 3 exons. Gene Ontology annotation, molecular function: protein binding. Lineage: Eukaryota; Metazoa; Nematoda; Chromadorea; Rhabditida; Rhabditidae. The record is from RefSeq and is a predicted model, not a curated record.
AUGUCAACCACCUCCUUAAGUCAAGGAGAAAUGGGUUCAUCGAUCAAGAGUAAAUAUGACGACGACGACACGCCAGCCUCGUUCUCUCUCCUUAUUCGGACGUCAAGUGACUCCUGCUCGGGUGAUGGACCCACUCAGAAGAUAUCUGUCAUGUUGAGAGAUGAUGAGGGACGGGCGACGGAUAAACAGGCAUUGAGAUAUUCACACACUCAUCCAACACCAUUUCAGCCGGGACAUACGGACCUGUUCGUGAUGACAAACCAACCGUCACUCGGCCCUCUCCGAUGCUUCGAAAUCCACUACGACGGAAGGAAAGAGGUUCUCGGCACCCCGUGGAAAUACCAUACAAUCAAUGUGUUGCAUCAUGAGAAUGGGCGUGUCUAUAAUUUCCAUUCGGACGACAAACAAUCGACUGAAAAUGUCUCAGUUCUCGUAUGUAAUGAUGACGGAAUUCAGGUGAUUCCCCAAAGAAUGGGCGAUCCGUUCUUCUGA